AUGGACGCUUCAAAGGUGGCACAGACGACUCUGCCGUUUGAACCGUUUGUCAUACUCACACCAAGACUCCUGGUCCUGCCCACCCCACACGCCAUCUCAUCGAGAUACUAUCGAAGUCUCUAUGCAUCCCUCCACGCAGACAAGGCGUUCUGCGAGAUGGCCUUUGGCGAUCAUUUCUCGCCGGUGCAAUGGAGUGACGAGAAGACGCAUGAUGCGAUUCAGCGGGGCGACAUCAACGUAUGCUGGAAACUCCGCGGGAUGGGUGACUUUGCCGUUGGUCUACGCCCGCCCGAGAUCUUCACGGAAUCCAGCAGCGCUGUCGAGAUUCUAGAAGGAGAUGCUUUGAAAGGAAUCCCCUGCCUUGAUCUCCAGAACCUGGAUGAAAUUACCUGGGUGGGCUAUGCGGGCGUUCGUGAUGCAACUACAACAUCGAUGCCACCGCGAGAGGCAGGGGAUCCCCCUGCCACCAUGGACUGA
Penicillium oxalicum is the source of this 477-nucleotide messenger RNA. RefSeq lists its product as uncharacterized. Lineage: Eukaryota; Fungi; Ascomycota; Eurotiomycetes; Eurotiales; Aspergillaceae. The coding region runs from base 1 to 477 and encodes 158 amino acids. The transcript has a single exon. The record is from RefSeq and is a predicted model, not a curated record.